AUGAUGAUGGAUUCCAACAUAAUGGCAUUGAUCAGUAGAGUACUCUCCAACAAGUACAUUCGAUCAGAGUUGUUUAGACAUGUGUCCUUGAUACACAGACAGUUGGGAAUCAAAGUCUUCCAAUCAUCAGAUAUCGUAUCACUAUAUCAUUGUGUACGAAUUAGAGACACUGCCAAGUUCAUCCGUCACUGUGAUCAGUUGGACAUCAGUAUCCAUUCACCUCAAGAUUUGCUCGACACGAUCAACAAUGCAUACUAUAAUGCGUUGAUAAUGCAGAAUGAUAGAUUGGUGACUUAUAUCAUUGAGCGAUUCAGACGAGGCAGCAACACUACAAAGGACAAGUUCGUUGAAUAUGUUAGAAAGUCAUUUUUCAACUUCAUAGGCACCAUUGAUCACUUGAAGCUCAGUCGACCAAUGAUACAUGCCUUGAUCAACUAUCUACCAGACGUGGCACCUCUCACGAUCGUUCAUUUCAUGAUGAAGUCUGUCUGGCAGGACCACGGCGACUAUGACCUGCUCACAUCGAUCUCUUCGUUUCUUGGGUCGCGCAGUCCGCCCUGCAUUGAUCGUUGCAUCGUCUUUGGUUAUAAGAUGGACUACAAUCCAUUGUUCACCAGACACCAAUCACGAAUCAUUGAUGACCUUCACCAUUACCUCAAGUCGCACCAGCCCACAGACUAUAACAUUGCAACAUCCAUCUUGGUGGACUUUGCGUCCAAGCACCGACUGUAUGACCUGCUCAUAAUGAUCGCCAAUCAUGUCGUUCACAAUGAGGACCGACAGAUGAUGCUCUGUUUAUCACCUUUGGAACAACCAUUAUGUCUCGAAUCACUAGUGAAGCUUGAGACAAGUAGUCCCCCACUAUUCAAUCGACUUGCCUCCGGUGGUGACAUCAGCUUUAUGAAGCAUGUCCAACAUCUCAUGCCAGAGUACUUGUACUGGCUCGAUCAUGAGCUUCCAAACAAAACACUGUAUGACUUGGAGUUGUUACAAUGUGCAUUGUCUGGUGGCCACUAUGAGUGCGCACUCUACAUCCUGGACAACAUCACUCCUGCACUUAGACCUGAUGUUGUUAGAUUCGAAAGGCCAAAAUGGAUUGUGUCAGGCAUCAACAUGUCCAACAAUCACAACUGGAUAGACUUGAUCGAAACACUGAUCAAACAUGACAAUGUGGAGCUCAGCACCCGUAGCUUGACCCUGUACUCAGAUGCGAUCAAAGCCAGACGAUUGGAUGUGAUUGAACACUUGGAGCAAAUGAUCAGAGACCCAAAUUCAUUGAUCGGGAUCGAUAUUGAUAAAGCACUCAACGUGGCACUCAAAGUACAAUAUGUCGACGCCAUCAAGACAAUCAUUCACAAUCGUCCAGGUCAUGUCUAUCAUGGGAUCAAGCUGUACCUCAUUGAUCAAUGCACACCUGAAAUCCAAGACAUGUUCCUAGCGAGUGUGCAUCCUAGUCAAAGCAUUGACUUGGACAUAUUCGGCUUGCCAAGACAAGAAUUUAUUCCUGCCAACAUUUCAGCCAACACGAUCAGGAUGUUUAUCAAGCAUGAACACCAUCCAAAUUGCUGGUGGACACUGCUCAGAAGUGCCGAUCUGUUAAAUGAGCGAGAGCUAAUAGACAUACUGAGCACACAUGGACCUGGCACCUCGCCGUACAUUGGAGAUCCAUGGAGGUUUGGUGAUGAAAGUAUCAAGUACCAAUUGUCAGAAUUUGACCCUGAUACUCACCAAGACCAGAUGGUAUACAUCCUGCACAAUGAGAGACAUUGGACCAGGAUCGACUCACUACUGGCCACACAAAAGCACUUGUCUCGACCUGGCGCAACACUUGGAAGACUGAUUGAAUCUGAUGUCCUGGCACUCUUCAACUUGCUGCCUCCACAACCUUUUGAUACCUUUGUAUUUGAAUAUCAAGCGGAUGUCAGUCGAUUGGACAUCGAUCGCAUCGAGUUCAUUUGGAGUAAAUUGAGUGACACAAUCAAACGUGAUCAAAAUUACAUCAAUGAUGUAUUGUCAUCAUAUGCUGCCAUCAACAAUAUUACAAUGUACCAAUAUGUUUUGGACUAUUUGAUCAAGGACAAUCACUUCCAAGAUGCAUUCAUCAGUGCACCAACAAUCAAACAGAUCAAAGAUAAUAUCCAACAAUAUCGAAGAUAUUCAUCGAUUCGAUUGAUUGUCGAGUUGUUCAACCCACUCCGCUUCAUUGAUCAAUCAUCAACAACAAGUCCAUACCAACGACUUCUCAUUCCACUCACAACAUCCGAGUUCCAACAAUAUCAAUCACUCCUCAUCAACCUUGGCGUCUUCAAUCCACCACCAUCCAUCCAU
Molecule: messenger RNA, 2328 nt
Organism: Acytostelium subglobosum LB1
Lineage: Eukaryota; Evosea; Eumycetozoa; Acytosteliales; Acytosteliaceae
Exons: 2
Source: RefSeq, a predicted model, not a curated record